Magallana angulata is the source of this 897-nucleotide messenger RNA. Its product is annotated as microfibril-associated glycoprotein 4-like. NCBI's taxonomy places the organism in Eukaryota, Metazoa, Mollusca, Bivalvia, Ostreida, Ostreidae. The record is from RefSeq and is a predicted model, not a curated record. The transcript is spliced from 7 exons. The coding region runs from base 1 to 897 and encodes 298 amino acids.
AUGGUUUCAUUUCGGAACAUGUUCUUUACUUUUGGCUUGGUUGAUUAUUUUGUUACGGGGAUUGCUGUUGAGCCUCAUUCCAAACUCAAGGGCAACGUGGAAUCUCUGCUUGAGUUGACCCCAUGGACCUGGAAACACAUGAAUACGUCCUUCAAAGUGGAUUCCCCCGUCACUUUAGACCAACAGCUUACGAAUGGCUCUCAAAUUUCAUUUAAGCAUUUAAAAAAAAUGCAUUGCUUAAGACUACAAAAACAAAGGGACUGUGCAUCCAUUCUAAAAACAAUAUCCAACACAAAAGGAAGAGACGGUUUGUACACGAUAUACCCGGAUAUGAAGACCAAGAAGUUGGUGUACUGUGACAUGACCACGGACGGCGGAGGGUGGACAGUAAUUCAAAGACGUAUGGAUGGGUCUGUGAAUUUUUAUCGAUCUUGGCAGACCUACAAGGACGGAUUUGGAAAACUACAAGGAGAAUAUUGGCUAGGAAAUGAAGAUAUUCACUUGCUCACAGCAAAAACUAAGCAAGAGUUACGAGUUGACCUACAAAAGUUUUCGGGUGAAAAGGCUUACGCCAAAUAUUCCAGGUUUACUAUGGGAAGUGAGUCUGAAAAAUACAAGUUAUCUGUCGGGGGAUACAGCGGAACGGCGGGUGAUAGUCUCGCAUAUCAUAACGGUAUGAAGUUUUCUACAAGAGACCAAGACAAUGACUUAUGGAAUAAACACUGUAGCGUGGAACAUCAAGGAGGAUGGUGGUUUAAUGCGUGCAUCCAUGCUAUUCUUAAUGGACCUUAUCUAAAAUCGGCUAAAAUCACUGCAGUUGGUAUGACUUGGUACACAUUCGGAAAUGAACACCGUGCUUUAAAGAGAGCAUCAAUGAUGAUCAGACCAAAAAUUUAA